CGUAAGAGAGGAGAAAGGGUGGUAUGGAAGGGAGCAGGCUGUACUUGGAUUUCAUUCUCGUGGCCUUGGGCCUCCUUUCCUCUCUUCUUUACCACUUCUGGCUCUGGCAUGCGGUCAGGACUCGGCCGAGGCGGACCAACAUCGGAGUCAACGCCGGUGGCCCAAGAGUUUGGGUUAUCGCGAUGACGAAGGACAAUGACAAAAAGAAUGUUUUAGCUGUGCAAACACUUCGAAACCACAACAUGGCCUCGACGCUAAUGGCUACUACUUCCAUAUUCCUCUGUUGCAGUCUGCUGGCCUUCACCAGUAACAUCUACAAGUCGCAAAAGCGGCGCCACAGUGAUCUCGAGGUGGCCUCCAAGUGUGCUAUCGUGAUCCUGGCCUUGCUCUCUUCCUUGUUGUGCCAGUGUCUUUCCAUCAUGUUCAUAAGCCAAGUUAACUUGCUCAUAAACACCUUGGCCGUCGAGGCAUGCUCGGUGAGCCCAGAGUAUGUGGCCGAGCUUCUAGAGAAAGGGCUCUUUCUGAGCACCCUGGGGAAUAGGCUCUUCUUCUCCGCCCUUCCCUUAGUUCUUUGGGUAUUUGGGCCAGAGCUAGUUUUCUUAAGCUCGGUAGCCCUGAUUCCAGUGUUGUACAACUUUGAUUUUGUUUCUGGGGAUGAGAAGGGUGAGGUUGGAGUGAAGGUGUCUGACAAUGACAAGAAGAACGUUUUAGCUGUGCAAACGCUUCGAAACUUUAUCAUGAGCUCGACGUUGAUAGCUACUAUCUCCAUCUUCAUCAGUUGUGGCCUGCUGGCCUUCACCAGCAACAUGUACAAGUCGCAAAAGCGGCGCCACAGCGAUCUCGAGGUGGCCUCGAAGUGUGCUACUGUGAUCAUGGCCUUGCUCUCUUCCUUUUUGUGCCACAGUCUUUCCAUCAUGUUCAUAACCCAAGUUAACUUGCUCAUCAACACCUUGGCCGUCGAGGCAUGCCCGGUGACCCCAGAGUAUGUGGCCAAGCUCCUAAAGAAAGGGCUCUUUCUGAGCACCCUAGGGAAUAGGCUCUUCUUCUCCAGCCUUCCCUUGGUUCUUUGGGUAUUUGGGCCGGAGCUAGUUUUCUUAAGCUCGGUAGCCCUGAUUCCAGUGCUGUAUAGCCUUGAUUUUGUUUCUGGGGAUGAGAAGGGUGAGGUUGGAGUGAAGGUGUCCGGAGCAAGUCAUCGUGAGUUCAAUGCAGCAGAGGCAUAA
This is a messenger RNA of Phoenix dactylifera (date palm), 1220 nucleotides long. Lineage: Eukaryota; Viridiplantae; Streptophyta; Magnoliopsida; Arecales; Arecaceae. The record is from RefSeq and is a predicted model, not a curated record.